AUGAUUCUUUUCGCACUUUUGCUUGUCUCAACAAAAUUUUUUUCUGUCUCCGCCGUGAAUUGUGGCACUCAUCCAUCAACCGUAGAAGCCCAUCUCCGUCAAACUCUGCUAUGCCAUUAUGAUCCAACCGAAAAACCGCGUUUCAAUUGGAGAGAACCCGUACAAGUAGAACAACUGGAUUUGUCAAUAAUCGCUUUUGAGUUCUUCGAAACGGGUCAUUGGAGCUCAAAACGUUCAAAAUUAUCACUUUACUGCUGGAUCCCGAUGCAAUGGAUAGAUGAAAAUCUGCGAUGGAACCCUGUUGAAUGGGAAAACACGAAAAAAGUUCAUGUCAGCUCGAAGGAAAUUUGGAUGCCUGACGUUGCGCUGCACAAUUCGGACAACGGAAUGAGCAUUUUGCGUCACAAAGAGACGAAUUGCGAGGUUGGCAGUGACGGGGCGGUAUUUUGUGUGUUGCCAGUAUCGUUUGAGGUGAUGUGCAAAGGAGAUUAUCAGAGAUGGCCUUAUGUCGAUCAACGAUGCAAGUUCUAUUUUGGCAGUUGGAUGUCCGCUGGCGACUAUAUUACGUACAAAAAUGGCAGUUUUGAGACGACUUACGACGAAGACGAGCAACAUGAGAACUCCAAAUGGAAAAUCACGAAGGCAACUACUCGCAUGGUGAAUGUCAAAGUUGGCGAGAAGCAAUUUCCGUCAUUUAUUCUUGAUAUGACGUUGUCCCCACGCUCCAUCGAGUACGAAAUUUGUCUUUACCCAAUGUGUCUUUUCAUCACGAUCGCCAAUUUGAUCGUUUUUUGCAUCAAUCCUGAACGACAAGCCAGAUUUUCCAUCAUUUUUCUCUCAAUUUUCUUACAUUACCUGAUCGUCAAUUAUUUUUUGUGGUAUUUGCCUGGCGUGGGAGAUGUUGUACCAGAUGUCGUUCAUUUCUUCAAAAAUUCCAUGAUUGUGACCAUCAUUGCGUUACUUGAAACUGUCGUUGUUCGUGCUUUACUGGCAGAAACGCUUCCAAUUCACAAAUCUCUUGAAAAUUUCGUGAUAAAAUUAAACACCCACGAAAAGGCGAACAUAAUUUUUGUGGAAUUCAUGCCGGGCUCUGGCGUGGUAGAACAAAAUUUGAGUCUACAAGAUGCGAUUAAGACGAAAAAUGAGAGCAAGGAGGAUAAAAUUUCGUUUUUGUUGGUGACUUUUAUCGAUAGACUGCUUUUGGUGAUGAUUUUUUUGAUGUACAUUGUUUAUUUUGGUGUCUUGACGUACGAUUGGAUGCUGGAAGUAACAAAGUAAAGUUUCUUUAUUUGGAUAGAUAUUCGAGACAGACAGCAUGGCAUCUGGAAUUGGUAAGUAUCAAGUGUUAGUUGUGAUGUUUUUGCGUUCAUUAAAAAAUAGAAAUGUAAUUUUUUAUGUAAAAUAAAU
This is a messenger RNA of Culicoides brevitarsis, 1407 nucleotides long. RefSeq names its product acetylcholine receptor subunit alpha-type acr-16-like. Gene Ontology annotation, molecular function: excitatory extracellular ligand-gated monoatomic ion channel activity; transmembrane signaling receptor activity; transmitter-gated monoatomic ion channel activity involved in regulation of postsynaptic membrane potential. Lineage: Eukaryota; Metazoa; Arthropoda; Insecta; Diptera; Ceratopogonidae. The transcript has a single exon. Gene Ontology annotation, biological process: nervous system process; regulation of membrane potential; chemical synaptic transmission. Bases 1 to 1278 code for a protein of 425 amino acids. Gene Ontology annotation, cellular component: plasma membrane; neuron projection; synapse. The record is from RefSeq and is a predicted model, not a curated record.